CGUGUCCGUGACUGAGGGAGGCGGUGCCAGGAUUGGGUGGUGCCAAGGCUGUAGCGAGCAGGGCGAGCUGUCGGGUUAGGUUGUGGCCGGGCAGGUGAGGGCGACCUGGGAACUAGUUGCCGCAGACUGUUGGCUCGCCGCUCCUCAGGGAUACUUGGACCACUGCUGAAAUCCAUACCAGGCUGGGCACAAAACGGUUCUGAGGGCCGAAAAAAAAAUAAAAAUAAAUAAAAAUGAAUAAGUUGCGCCAGAGUUUUCGACGGAAGAAAGAUAUCUAUGUCCCUGAGGCAAGCCGCCCUCAUCAGUGGCAAACCGACGAAGAGUCUGUCCGUGCUGGAAAAUGCAGUUUUCAGGUUAAGUAUCUUGGUCAUGUGGAAGUGGAUGAAUCACGGGGAAUGCACAUCUGUGAAGAUGCAGUCAAAAGAUUAAAGUCUGAAAGGAAAUUCUUCAAAGGCUUCUUUGCAAAAUCUGGCAAGAAAGCAAUCAAGGCUGUGCUGAUGGUUUCUGCUGAUGGACUUCGAGUGGUGGAUGAAAAAACAAAGGACCUUCUAGUGGAUCAAACCAUAGAGAAAGUAUCAUUCUGUGCACCUGAUAGAAACUUUGAUAGAGCAUUCUCCUACAUCUGUCGAGAUGGAACCACAAGAAGGUGGAUCUGCCACUGUUUCAUGGCGGUUAAGGACACGGGUGAGAGGCUCAGCCAUGCUGUUGGCUGUGCAUUCGCAGCUUGCCUAGAAAGGAAGCAAAAGCGGGAAAAGGAAUGUGGUGUGACGGCAACAUUCGAUGCCAGCAGAACCACAUUCACACGGGAAGGCUCUUUUCGAGUGACCACAGCAACAGAGCAGGCAGAGCGAGAGGAAGUUAUGAAACAGAUACAGGACUCCAAAAAAGCAGCAGAACCUGAAAUAAAAAUCCAUACAACAUCAGCCGUUUCUUCCAUUUCUACACCUUCCACUGUGACUUUGGCGCCUGCGCCAAUCCUUCCAUCGUCUCCGACCUCAGAAGUCUAUGUGUUCCAGGAAAGCAAGGAUCUUAACCUUCCUCAUGUAAUCCCACGCCGGCAUGCACCUGUGGAGCAGUUGGCAAGGCAAGGCUCCUUUCGGGGAUUCCCUGCUCUCAGCCAAAAAAUGUCUCCCUUCAAGCGGCAGCUUUCUUUACGAAUCAAUGAAUUACCGUCAACUGUGCAGCGGAAAUCAGACUAUCAGAUUACAAACCCAGUUGCGGAAUUGGAAGGGGAGACUGACACGAUUAGUGCUUUGUGCUCCCAAAUCACAAACACAUUCAGCGGACCACCUGAAGAUCCCUUCAGCUCUGCACCAAUGACCAAACCCACGACACCACAAUCCCCACCAUUUGAAGUAAAUGGCAAUUCUGCUCCAUUCACUUUAUCUGCUGCUAAACCCAUACAAGUUUCUGUAGCUCCUGCAGCAGUGCCUGUUCGUGAGACCAAUCCUUGGGCAAAUGCCCCUUCUGCUCCUGCCCCCUCAGUUGCUAGCAGUGGGGCACCAUCUGUAACCACUCUUGUUGGUCCUGAGACAGUCUCCACUCCUGCGGUUGUCCAUUCACAUCACAAGCGAACACCUUCAGAGGCCGACCGUUGGCUUGAAGAGGUGUCAAAAACAAUUAAGGUUCAACAACGGCAAUCUCCUGUCCCUGCAAUCCAGCCUUUGUUACAGCCUAAUAUGCCUGCACCAAAUUCUGCGCAGCUAUACACUUCAAACACUUUAAUAGCCCCACAGCCUGUUCCAGUUGCCGUAGUCCCAACCUUACCACCUCCAUUCAUUCCUGUGCAGCAGCAGCCGUUCCCAGUUUCAAAUGGAAUGAGCUACACAGCCCCAAGUGUUCAAGUUGUUGGCAUUACGCCCUCACAGAUGGUAGCUAAUGUGUUUGGAGCAGCAGGCCACCCACAAGUCUACCAGCCAAAGCCAUCUCCUGGCCUGGGCAAGCAGCAGGCAUUCCCCAGCUAUGAAACAUCUAGCACAACAAGCAGUCCUUUCUUUAAACCAAAUGUUCCUCAACAAAAUGGUUCUGUUGCUGUCAAUGGAGUGGAAAACACUGGCUGGGAUUUUGGAGCCAAACACCAGCAAGGGGCAGGGGCACCUACAAUGAUAGACCCUUUUGAUGCUCAAUGGGCUGCAUUAGAAGGCAAAUCAAAACCUCGAUCAAACCCUUCUCCAACAAAUCCGUUCUCCAGCGACCUUCAAAAAACCUUUGAAAUUGAACUUUGAAGCUGAAGUACACCUAGUUCUAAAGUAUGUAAGCAGGAAAGGUUAUAUAAGGAUUCCAAGCUUCUCAUUGAGGUCUCUCUAAAAAUAAAAAAUAAACUAUUGUUUAAUGUCCAGAGUUGGACACGCAAAAAUAUUUUUAAAAAAUAGAUCUUUGGGAGCAAUAAAACAUGUCCUUCCCUUGGGUCUCGUAACUCUUUUCUAAUCUAUUCGGAGAAGAACCUGGACUGUGGUCAUGGAAUUGGAAUGGGGUGGAAUCUGUUCAGCAGAAUCAUUGGCCGCAUACCAGAGUAUGACUCUCUGAAAUUCAGCCUCCCAGUGCCUGAGCUUCCACGUAAAUAGAAGAAAGUAUAUGUUAUGUAUAUAUAUGUAUGUAUAUGAAGAUUACAGAGGAUAAGGGGAUUUUUACCCCGGUGCUGCCCGAGGGGCCUGCAUUGGAUUGCAGAGCAUUACAUUGAAGGCCCCUCUAGAAGUGAAAGAAAUUAAAGCCAAAAUCUUUAUUUUUAUGCAUUGCAAAUAUUUUAAAUAGUUUUGGGGGUAAAUGGUUGUAUACGUUUGUAAGUAAUCUUGCCAAAGUUUAAACAUAAAAAGAUGGCUCAGUUGCUAGUAAAUUGUAUAUAAGAGUUGAUUUAGCUGCUAAUUCUUAUAAAAAACAAAAACAAACUGGACUGAUUGUUGUUUUAUCUUUAUUUGCUGUAUGUCCCGUCACAUGUUGGUAGCACAUUGCUUAUACAAUCCAGACCAAGGGAGUUAUUUCUGUUGUAAUUUUAAAAUCAAAUUAAAAUGCAGUAUUUGCAUGGUGUCAAAGCCAUGGAGGC
Pelobates fuscus (common spadefoot toad) is the source of this 3040-nucleotide messenger RNA. RefSeq names its product NUMB endocytic adaptor protein (gene NUMB). Gene Ontology annotation, biological process: positive regulation of neurogenesis. The record is from RefSeq and is a predicted model, not a curated record. Gene Ontology annotation, cellular component: cytoplasm; cytoplasmic vesicle; basolateral plasma membrane. NCBI's taxonomy places the organism in Eukaryota, Metazoa, Chordata, Amphibia, Anura, Pelobatidae. The transcript is spliced from 12 exons. The coding region runs from base 234 to 2225 and encodes 663 amino acids.